ACAGGCACGAGGAAACAAAAUAGAGUAAGAGAUGGUGACGCUGACAAAGAGAAACAGGCAGUCCAACAGUAGCUGCCAAAAGAAGGAAAAAUGGGGCAGAGAUGGUGGCACAUACUGAAGAAUAUCAUCCAGCAGCAGCUUCCACUCAAUUAUUGCUGUGUGUUGAUUGACCGAAGACCUCAUAAAUGGACAACACACUCCUUAAAUACUCAUCAAUGGUGUCCACGGAAUCACAUCCUCCAACCAAUACACAACACGCAAACACUAGGAAGCAAAAUGCCAUCUUCCUCAACACCAUUGUUGUACCUCUGCCUAAUGCUGGUGCUGUGCCUUCUUCUCUUGCAAGAAGCGCAUGCAGCGCGCCAUGGAGGGAUCUCACUGAGGUCUCAACGCAUGGCCCUCCUCCACUGGAAAGCUACACUUGCAAACCCACCGCUGCGCAUGAGCUCUUGGCAAGAAAACACCAGCCCAUGCAACUGGACGGGCAUCAUGUGCACGGCUGUUCGCCAUGGCCGUCGUAUGCCCUGGGUGGUGACCAAUAUCUCCCUGCCAGACGCUGGCAUCCGCGGACAGCUUGGUGAGCUCAACUUCUCGGCUCUUCCAUUCCUCGCAUAUAUCAACCUUCAAAACAACAGUCUCCAUGGUGCACUACCCACUAGUAUCACCUCCCUGUCAGCACUUUCAGCACUUGACCUUAGCUUCAACCAGCUCAAAGGGAAAAUUCCUAGUGAGAUUGGUGGCCUGCAAAGUCUCAGGGUGCUUGAGCUCUCAUCUAAUAGACUCACAGGACAUAUUCCUGCAUCUCUGGGCAACCUCACAAUGUUAAAUAUUCUUGCCAUUCACCAAACCAUGGUAUCAGGUCCCAUUCCUGAGGAGAUUGGAAUGCUUGUCAACCUACAAGGUCUGCAGCUAAGCAACAGCAGCUUAAGCGGCAUGAUACCAAAAACCCUUGGAAAUCUGACCCAACUAAAUGAUUUGUACCUGUUUGGUAAUCAACUUUCAGGGCCUAUACCCCAAGAACUAGGCAGGCUAGUCCAUUUGCAUGGUCUUGCGCUUAAUUCAAAUGAUUUGUCAGGUCCAAUUCCAAUCUCCAUAACCAAUCUCACUAAGAUGAACCAACUUUUUCUCUUUGAAAAUCAAAUCACAGGUUCAAUACCCCCAGAACUAGGCAAACUCGCUAAGCUAAACCUACUUGUUCUCUAUGAAAAUCAGAUCACAGGUCCAAUACCCCCAGAAAUAGGAAAUCUUAAGAUGCUAAACCAACUUAUGCUCUACCAAAAUCAAAUCAUAGGCUCAAUACCCCCUGAACUAGGCAACAUCACUAUGCUCAAUGUAAUUUCUCUCAAUACAAAUAAAAUCACAGGCCCAAUACCUUCAGAAUUGGGCUACUUACUGAAUCUCCAGAAUUUAGAGUUGUUCGACAACCAAAUAUCUGGCACUAUUCCUGGGAGCCUAGGAAAUAUUACCAAGCUAGUAGCACUAUCCCUCUAUGGAAAUCAGAUAACCGGCUCCAUCCCUGAAGAGAUUGGCAAUCUGAUGAACCUCGCAUAUUUAUACUUGAAUGAGAACCAAAUAUCAGGAUCAAUACCUAAAACUUUUGGGAAGUUGCACAACAUCCAAGAAAUGCGAAUCUUCAAUAACAAUUUAUCAGGUGAUCUUCCUCAAGAAUUUGGAUAUCUCAUAAACAUUGUUGUGCUUGAGCUAGCUAACAACUCACUUUCAGGACCUUUACCCGCAAAUAUAUGUUCAGGUGCCGGACUUCAAACUCUCAAUGUCGCGUAUAAUAUGUUCAAUGGCCCCAUUCCAAGUAGUUUAAAGACAUGUUCAAGUUUAGUUGAAAUUGACCUUGAGUCAAACCAACUGACAGGAGAUAUAUCUCAGCAUUUUGGUGUUUAUCCACAACUCACAGUGAUGAAUUUGGCAUCGAAUAGACUCUCUGGGCUGAUAUCAUCCAAUCUAGGUGCAUCUACUCAAUUAGUGGCACUACAUCUAGCACAAAAUAUGAUCACGGGUCCCAUACCUACAAUCCUUUCUAAAUUGUCCAACCUAGAAAAACUAAGACUUGACUCUAAUCAUCUCAGUGGUGAGAUUCCACCAGAAAUCUGCAGUUUAACUCAUCUAUAUAUACUAAACUUAUCAUUCAACCAAUUAUCCGGGCCCAUACCUACACAGAUAGAAAAGCUGAGCAGUCUAGGAUACCUUGAUAUAUCUGGGAACAUGUUAAGUGGAUCAAUACCUGAGGAACUAGGGGCCUGCAUAAGAAUACAGUCCUUGAAGAUCAACAACAACAACUUCAAUGGGAGUUUGCCCAGUGAGAUUGGAAAUUUAGCAGGCCUGCAGAUCAAGUUAGAUGUGAGCAAAAAUAACCUCAGUGGUGUGUUACCGCAGCAACUUGGGAAGUUGCUGAUGCUACAACUUCUGAAUUUAUCACAUAAUCAGUUCAGUGGCAGCAUUCCAUCCUCCUUUGCAAGCAUGGUGAGCCUUUCAAUGCUUGAUGUGUCCUACAACGACUUGGAUGGACCGGUCCCUUCAGCACGGCUACUCCAAAAUGCUUCAGCGAGUUGGUUUCUUCCCAAUAAAGGUCUGUGUGGUAACUUCUCUGGUCUGCCACCUUGUUAUUCAACCCCAGUAGCUGCUCACAAAAAGGGGAAGAUACUUGGUUUGCUUUUGCCAAUUGUUCUUGUGAUGGGUUUCGUCAUUGUUGCUGCAAUUGUUGUCAUAAUAAUACUUACUCGUAAGAAGAGAAAUCCACAAGAAAGUGUUACCUCUGAAGCAAGGGACCUAUUCUCUGUUUGGAAUUUUGACGGAAGACUAGUAUUUGACGAUAUUGUAAGGGCAACAGAAGACUUUGAUGAUAAGUACAACAUUGGAACCGGAGGAUACGGCAAAGUCUACAAGGCACAACUCCAAGAUGGGCAGUUGGUUGCUGUGAAGAAGCUUCAUCAGACCGAAGAAGAGUUGGAUGAUGAAAGAAGAUUUCGUAGUGAAAUGGAAAUCUUAACACAGAUCCGACAACGAAGCAUUGUCAGAAUGUAUGGAUUCUGCUCCCAUCCAGUGUAUAAAUUUCUCGUCUAUGACUACAUUCAACAGGGAAACCUCCACAGAAUAUUGGAAAAUCAAGAGCUAGCAAAGGAAUUAGAUUGGAACAAGAGAAUUGCUCUUGCAACAGAUGUGGCUCAAGCAAUAUCUUAUUUGCACCACGAAUGCAGUCCACCUAUAAUCCAUCGAGAUAUCACAAGCAACAACAUUUUACUUGAUACAUCCUUUAAGGCUUUUGUCUCGGAUUUCGGCACGGCAAGGAUUCUUAAGCCCGAUUCAUCAAACUGGAGUGCACUAGCAGGAACGUAUGGCUACAUCGCUCCUGAACUAUCAUACACAUCUGUUGCGACAGAGAAAUGUGAUGUUUAUAGCUUUGGGGUGGUUGUGUUAGAGCUAGUGAUGGGCAAGCAUCCAAGGGAUUUAUUAGAUGGUAGUCUUUCUAACGGCGAACAGUCAAUGAUGGUGAAAGAUAUUCUGGACCAACGGCCAACACCACCAAUAUCAACUGAAGAGAAUAGCUUAGCUCUGGUCAUCAAGCUGGCCUUAUCAUGUUUGGAAUCUUCUCCCCAAGCAAGGCCAACCAUGCGGGAGGCAUACCAAACACUCAUCCAGCCAUCUUCUAGUUCAACUGCCGUGCCUUUCAGCGCACUUACAUUACAGCAAGGGAUGCAUGUUGACAUAAGGUCUGAAUCCUAGUGAGAAACCAGAGUCUACCGAAGCAGAGGCCAAUUCAGAUUUCUAAUUUUGUUUACUUAUACAUCACUCAUACACCACCUAUAUAUACCUCUUGCCAUAUGACUUGCCAUGCCACACAGGAUGAGUUGAAGACUCAUUGUAAGUCUAUGUAUUUGUAGACUCUCCUGAUACAACAAAGAUCACCAUUGUGUGCCCGUGGUUUUUCCUGCAAGGGUUUCCCACGUAAAAAUGUGUGUCUUGUCC
Messenger RNA from Triticum dicoccoides, 3978 nucleotides. Its product is annotated as probable leucine-rich repeat receptor-like protein kinase At1g35710. Lineage: Eukaryota; Viridiplantae; Streptophyta; Magnoliopsida; Poales; Poaceae. Bases 91 to 3735 code for a protein of 1214 amino acids. The record is from RefSeq and is a predicted model, not a curated record. The transcript is spliced from 2 exons. Gene Ontology annotation, biological process: protein phosphorylation. Gene Ontology annotation, molecular function: ATP binding; protein binding; protein kinase activity.